Molecule: messenger RNA, 1104 nt
Organism: Impatiens glandulifera
Lineage: Eukaryota; Viridiplantae; Streptophyta; Magnoliopsida; Ericales; Balsaminaceae
Exons: 3
Coding region: 157-987 (276 amino acids)
Biological process (GO): N-terminal protein amino acid acetylation
Cellular component (GO): chloroplast
Molecular function (GO): N-acetyltransferase activity
Source: RefSeq, a predicted model, not a curated record
UGAGAAAAUAAGGAAGAAGUGAAGGAGGAAAGAGUGGAGAAUGGAGUGAAGAUUCAGAGCAAGCAAGAGCAUAAAGAGGCCAUCGAUGAAUCUGUGAUGAUGUUGAAUGAUUGAAACUGUCUUUGCGGCGUUGCCGGAAGGAUUCUUCAUCGGGAGAUGCCGACUGUGCCGUUGGGACUCUCGCCGCCGCCUAAAACUUCCAUUCUUACUAUCUCUAAGAAGAAGCUUACCUUUCCUCAUAAACCCAGUACUCAUCAUCCUUCUCUUUUCCCCCUACCCAUAACAGGGGGGAGAGUUUGCAGGGCAAGUGAAGUUGUUGAAUUGUUUCCAGCAGUGGGGAAUGAAAUAAUGGUUAGAGAAGCCAGGUUGGAGGAUUGUUGGGAAGUGGCUGAGACUCAUUGUAGUUGUUUCUUCCCCAAUUACUCAUUCCCUUUUGAUUUGAUGCUGAGGAUGAACCGGGUAGUGGGAAUGGUAUCUGGAUUCUCCUCCUUACCAACUGGCUGCAAGAGAACUUGUCUUGUUGCUGUUAUUGGCAAUUCACAUGGUGAAUCCUUUGUCUUUGGAAAUGAAGAUUUUAGAAUUGGAGGUCUUGAUGUUAGAUUUAGCCUCAUAAACAAGGGAUAUAUUGCUGGAAUAUUGACUGUGGACACUGUUGCUGAUUUCUUGCCAAGAAAGGGGCCAUUCCAGCAAAGAAGGACUGGGGUGGCAUACAUAUCAAAUGUAGCAGUUAUGGAAGGUUUUCGACAGAAGGGGAUAGCGAAAAGGCUAAUAGCGAAAGCCGAGAUGAAAGCUAGUAGCUGGGGCUGUCGAUCGAUUGCAUUGCAUUGUGAUGCAAAGAAUCCGGCUGCAACAAGGUUGUAUAUAGGGCAAGGCUAUAAAUGUGUCCAAAUACCCCAAGGAGCAAACUGGCCUUUACCCAAAACUGGUAAUAAAGUCAAGUUUAAUUUCAUGAUGAAGCUGCUCAAACAACCAAACACUAUGCCCUAGCUAGGUUUCACAAGUUUGUAAUUUGUAUUGGAGAAAGUUCACAAUAAUGUAUUGUACAUAUUUAUAACUCAUAAACUAGGGUCAUUUAUUAUUAAGUAAAUUAAGAAGAUUCUCGUA